AUGCAUCGUCGAGCAGCGCGAAUAUCAAUGAGAUAUAGACAUUAUGGUUUUGCCCUAAACCGUCACGGCCGUAAAAACGACAUCGGCCACGCCAUGGGAUAUAAUGACUUCCUGCAGCUGAUCCCUCCCAAUUCCGCUCUUUCCCUUCACCCUUUGCGAGCGUCACGUUCUGUCAGCCGUCACGAGGAGCAGCGUCUCGAGCGUUCGACCCAGGUUCCGUGUCCGAAGCAAGAAAGGAGAAAGAGAUCAAGGAUCGCUUUAGUGUUGGAGCGUCGACAGGCUAAGUAUGCCGUAAAGCUCGAACAAAAGACCGAACCACAUCCUGAUCCGACGCUCUUUAUGAGCCGACCAAGAGGGCAUAAGGCGCAGCGCAUGCAGACCUUGUUGCCUCGCUUGGACCGUCAGAAGCUUGCUAUUUCCCAUCAUCUCGACGCAGCCGGCAGCAAACAGCAACAACACGCUUCAUCCCGCGCAGCAGGCCAGACGACCAUGUUCAGCCGAGCAUCAGCAGGCGGCAGCGCUGCUUCCUCGGCAGGCACAUACGACGAUCUCGUCAUACGUGCUACAGACGAGACACUCACCCAGGUCAACUGGGAUGUCUUGCUCACGCUGUGGGACAAAGUCAACGGCGAUGGCGAACAAGGGAGCAGAGCAGUCAUCACAGCGCUUCAGAAGCGACUCACUCAUCGGAGCGCCAACGUCCAGCUCGCCUGCCUCACAGUUGCAGAGAGUCUGGUCAAAAAUUGCGGCAAGCCGUUGCACAGAGAAGUCGCAAGCAAAAGCUUCUGUGAUGCUCUCAAGCGGCUCGCUCUCGAUCGGACGACACAUCAGCAAGUCAAGACAAAGGUUGCACAGGUCAUCACCUCUUGGACAGAAGAGUUCAAGAGCGAUCCCCAGCUUGGUAUCGUAGAAGACACGCAAGACGCGCUGAGAGCCAAAGGUUUGAUGUAUCGACCGCCCUCGCCAGAAUCAGAGCGCGAGCCCUCGAAUGAUGAUCUCAAGCGAGAGGAGGAGGAGCUGCGGAAAGCAAUCGCUCUCUCAGAGCAAGAAGCGCGUGCCCCCUCUGCCCAACCCGCGCCAAAUUCGCAGCGCAACGGCGGCUACGUACUGGGUCCCUCCCAUAUGCCUACAUUCGACUCAACCGGCUACCAGCCCCAGCCCUCGAGUAGCGCUCAGGAUCCGUAUGCCAAUCAAACUAAUUCAAACGCUCCGGCGACUGAGAUCAGGACGGCACCUACGCGCGUGAGAGCUUUAUACGACUUUGAACCCGCUCAAGAGGGCGAGAUGGCGCUCAAGAAAGGCGAUAUUGUGCGAGUGCUCGACUCGAAUUACGAAGAAUGGUGGAAAGGCGAAUGUCGUGGAAGGAUAGGCAUCUUUCCCAUCAGCUACGUCGAAUCCCUGCCGGAGCCUACCAUAGACGAAGUUCAUCGAGAAGCCGAGCAGGAAGCGGCUCUUUUUGCACAGUCGAGCAAUAUCGAUCGCUUGCUCAACAUGCUGCAGACCCUCGGACCGGAUGAAGAUCUUGGCGACAACGAGGAGCUAUCGGACCUGUAUCGAGAUUGUCUCACCUUGCGGCCAAAGAUCAUCAAGCUCAUCGAAAAGUACAAUCAGAAGAGGAUGGAGCUCCUCAGCGUCCAUGACCGUUUUGGUACCGCUACGGCCACCUACGAUCAGAUGAUGAAGGCUAGCAUGGAGCGAUAUCACCCAGAAGCAUACGGUCCUCCCCAGGCCUAUGCGCCCGGUCCUAGCUAUUCACAACCGCCCCAACCACAGCCACAGCCUCAGGCGUCUCCUGGUAAUAUUGCGUAUGCCUCGCAGCCUGGCUAUGCUUCGCCGCAUCAUUCACCGCAGCAACUUGCGCCGCAUGAGCAAAUGCAACGUAUGAGCCUUCAGCCGCCUGCGCCUCAACCUAUCUACUCUGGCCAGCAAUCGCAACAGUACCACGCCGAACCUGGCCAGAUCUAUCGUCCUCCCACUGGCACAGAGUAUGCGCCCGAGCCGUAUCAGUCCCAGCCGUCCUACCCGCAGCAGCAGCCGGAACAGCAGCAUGAAGCUCCUUCGCGACCACACCAGCAAGCGCCCGAACAGCGACAAGCAAUCGAGUAUGUACCCGAUACGCGCUAUGCUGCCGACUAUGGCAUGCCGCCCGUGAUGCAUGCUCGAGGCCCCUCGUACGAGCAGACGUUCGCGCGACAUCAGCCUAGACAGAGCCAGGGGCAGCCUUACGAUCCGCAUGCAGAUCCAAACGCGGUGCAACCAUGGCAGCAAGGUGCACAUCAGGGUCAACAUGCUCCUACGAGGCAGACAUCGGUAGCUUCGCAGGCCAGCGCGCCUCAGGCCCCGCCGGCUCAAUACUAUUCACAACCUGGCGCUCCAGCGUAUCCUUGA
This is a messenger RNA of Mixia osmundae IAM 14324, 2388 nucleotides long. RefSeq lists its product as uncharacterized. The coding region runs from base 1 to 2388 and encodes 795 amino acids. Gene Ontology annotation, molecular function: ubiquitin binding; phosphatidylinositol binding. Gene Ontology annotation, cellular component: ESCRT-0 complex. The record is from RefSeq and is a predicted model, not a curated record. NCBI's taxonomy places the organism in Eukaryota, Fungi, Basidiomycota, Mixiomycetes, Mixiales, Mixiaceae. The transcript is spliced from 9 exons. Gene Ontology annotation, biological process: protein transport to vacuole involved in ubiquitin-dependent protein catabolic process via the multivesicular body sorting pathway.